Messenger RNA from Epithele typhae, 261 nucleotides. RefSeq names its product heat shock protein 9/12-domain-containing protein. The record is from RefSeq and is a predicted model, not a curated record. The coding region runs from base 1 to 261 and encodes 86 amino acids. The transcript has 3 exons. NCBI's taxonomy places the organism in Eukaryota, Fungi, Basidiomycota, Agaricomycetes, Polyporales, Epitheliaceae.
AUGUCCGACACCGGCCGUCAAUCGCUCACCGACAAGGCCACCGCCGCGCUCAAGCCCGACUCUGAGAAGUCGACGACGGAGCACAUCGGCGACAAGUUCCGCGGGAACGUCGACUCGGCGCAGUCCACGAUGCAGCCCCAGAACGACAAGUCGACGACGCAGCGCAUGGGCGACGCCGUCAGCGGCAACCAGAACGAGACCCAGCCGUCGUUGACGCAGAAGGCCAAGGACGCGUUGGGCUUCGGGGGCAGCAACAACUAG